Baudoinia panamericana UAMH 10762 is the source of this 2154-nucleotide messenger RNA. RefSeq lists its product as uncharacterized. The coding region runs from base 500 to 1831 and encodes 443 amino acids. Lineage: Eukaryota; Fungi; Ascomycota; Dothideomycetes; Mycosphaerellales; Teratosphaeriaceae. The record is from RefSeq and is a predicted model, not a curated record. The transcript has a single exon.
AGAUCAAGUGCGCAACCCGAUAACGACCUGCGCAGUCAUUGCAAACGACAGAUAUACGACAAACAGCGACGAGGCGUGAGCUCCUUGACAUCUCACUGCUUCCCCUCUACAACUCAUUACGACGUGCUGUACAGCUCUUUGCGAAUGAUUGUCUUCAGACUCGACCCAAUAUCUGCGACGCCAGUGUCACACUUCAUCCACGAGCACGUGCGCGACAGCGAGCUGUACGAUGUGAUGGUUGGCGUGGAGGUAAAGGCAGGGAAGCCGCUCGUUGGCGUUGAGCGGAUUCGAGAGAUGAUGCAUGAAGCCCGCAUCAAGCAUGCCGAAGCUCUGCGCGACGGUGGGUUUGUCGAUGUAGACAUCAUCUACAAAUGCCCGCUGUAUCAAGCGGAGCCUUUCCGAAGCGACAAAGAGCGGCUCGAGGCGAUGGUAGGUCCUCCAUGAGAUCAACACGCGAUCCAUUGCUCACCGUAACUUCUAGGGAGCGAAGCCAUACCAUAUGUACCCGUUCCGAGCGAUGCAAAAGGAGAUGGCACUUAGUGCUGUCGUUGAGCCUCACAUUCUUGAGAUUGUCUACCCGCCAGAGCGGCGCAAAGCGCUCAAUAUCGUCAUCAACACCAACACCGCACCAGCUGAGCCAGAGGAGCCGUCAGCCGAAGAACCAGAUGUCGCAUCCGGAAAGCAAUCGCCAUCCGACGGAGAGGACACCUUGUUCCCGUACGACAUGCCCGAGGCAGCAGAGAGAGCCGAGGACAAGCUGGAGCGUGUGCUGGCGUCCCUUGUAAAGCGACCACGUAGUCGCAGCGUUCUGAAAGUUCAAAGUGCGCCACGAGGAGGUUGGCACAGGUUCCAUUCCGUGACCAGAGCUGAACAGCCUCAGCCAGUCUGGGCGCCAGCCACUACGGUGCUGUUCCAGAGCCACUCUGAUAGUGUCCAUCCUAGACGCCAGUGGUGGCAGGAUGAUCUGGAACAACGUCGAGCGCAGCUUGACGAGGGAGUGGAUUAUUGUAUAACCCGCCCGACGAGUAAAGCUUUCAUCUCCGAUUGGGAUGAUAUGUGGUGGAAGGAGGACGUCGGAGGUGCCUUCGAGGUAGAUACACCUAAACUCAUGGAACUCAAGCAAGCCAAGGAGCAAUACAUUGUGCAGGUAGAGGCCGCGAGGUCUUUCUACAAGCACUACGCCGGAUUGCAGCUUCAAUCACGACAUCAUCCGGGAGUGGCAGAGGUCCAGGACGAGCUGCGCGACAUAGCACGCAUCAAGCGGAAAGUAAAGACACGGCUGAUGGCGGCUCAGCAGUGGCUGAUGGACAAGGCGGAAGCUGCUGGCGAAGGCGUUCCUCCAGAGGCACUGCAUGUCAGCGAGCAGCUCGAGCGCGAGCUGUUCGAGCCAGCCAAUGGUCGACCACAGCAAGAUGCGGGCAACUUAAAGCCUCCUGCCGCCGCACUGGUCCCGAAAACGCAGAAGCAGAUGGUCGAUACGCCAGUCUCUCCGCACUCGCUUGCGGGUGAAGCUUGGAGAUGCACAUAUCCUGCGCUCUCCGACAGUCGGCCUGUUAGUGAGGCGGCGAGCAGCGAGAACACAACAUCGCUCAUUGACGAGAGGGAGACUACGCCGUUUCCAGUCUACGAAGAUCCCAUGCUUAGGCGGACGGAAGAUCUUGCCGCCACUCAGCAGGACAUCAGCAAGCCCUUGGAGCGACCCCGAUCUCGUAGGCGGAACACGUCCAGAGAUCUUGUGGCGCAGCUAGAGUAUUGCAAGACUGGGCCUAUCGACACCGCACUAGCUCUGCAUUCUAUGGGGUCUCUCCCCGCCAUGUCCGGUGACACCUAAGGGCGGAAGCUGUGUCGAAGGUAACAAGACGAAUCCUUUCAAUCUCCCAGUCAUGCUGGAUGUUCCCAGUGACGAUGAUAUGGAGUUCGCAUUACCUGCAAUACUGCAGGAGUAGUUGGUGGACGUCACUUGCAAUGGGCUCAGUAGGUCAAGGUGAGUGACUAUAGGCUAUUUGCCUUAGCAAAUUGGCAUAGCCCAGCAGGUGCGCAGGGCUACUUCAGCGUCCCCUGCGCUAGAGGGCAGGAAUUGGCGUGCGUUGGUUAUUUUGUUGAGAGGCGGGAGAAGAGGUGCAGUCUGGUCCAUGUUUAGUGGGAUCGCCAUGU